Darwinula stevensoni is the source of this 1658-nucleotide messenger RNA. NCBI's taxonomy places the organism in Eukaryota, Metazoa, Arthropoda, Ostracoda, Podocopida, Darwinulidae. The record is from the annotation of a GenBank genome assembly.
AUUCAUUCUUGUCCGAGUUCGGAUUUGGCGAUGGUGCUGGUUCGAUCCCGAUGCAGAAGACCUGCGUACUCUAGGGGAAUGAGGAUUGCGAUUGCGCGCAUGCUCACCCUUCGACCCAAGCCCUUCCCGUCUCCUAUGGACGGGGGAUAAACGUGCAUUCUGUGGAAAACGGUGAUGUAGCGGUGACAGAAGUAUACGAUCCUUGAAGGUCCCCGUUACCAUUCCCAUUCGGUAACGCAGUCUAAAAGCUUCUGUAGAGAUGGCUUCAGGAUCAGGAAGGAGAAUUUGUGUCAUUGGGGGAGGAGUAUCUGGGCUGACCACUGCCUUGACGAUAAAAGAAGAAAUGCCUCACGCGCGUCUCAUGGUCAUCGCUGACAAGCUCAUUAAAGGGACGGCAAGUGAAGAUCCUGGGGGAUUUUAUCGACCCCCAGGGGUUUAUAUGGGACCAACACCCGAAAUAACCACGAGAUGGUGUGAAGAUUCUUACCGAGUUUAUCAGAAGAUAUUGAGGUCUCCCGACCGGGUCCAAGCAGGAAUGACGGAAUUCCCUGUCUAUCAAUACAUCAGCUCUGACAAGUUCGGGGAAUCUCCAACCAUGCGAAGGAUAUUUCCUUCGUUCCGCUCCAUGACCACAGAAGAAUUGGGUCUUUGCCCUGGAAAUUGGAUUGGGGGAAAUUACUUCGUGUCCUUCUCCAUGGAAAUGACUAUGUUCAUGCCAUAUCUCCUAGAAAGAGUGAAGGCUCUCGGUGCAGAAGUGAUCGAGAAGAAGGUGUCAAACUUCUCGGAGCUUCUCCCGAUGGGCUUCGAUCUUGUAUUCAACUGCACUGGGACUGGUGCUAAAUGGCUGUGCAAUGACCCCUACGUGGUUCCUGUGCGAGGGCAACUGUUCAAAGUCAAGGCACCCUGGAUCAAAGCUGCCUUUUACAAAGACGUGGACACGCACAUAAUUCCAAAUGUGAACGAGCUUUCGGUUGGAGGAGUAAGGGGAUAUGAGAGUUGGGAGGAAGAAUGGAAUCCUCACGACGCAGCUUCGAUAUGGGAACGAGCCACGAGCUUGGUUCCUUCCCUGAAACGUGCCACUGUUGUCCGGCAUUGGGUUGGCUUCCGACCGACACGAUAUCAAGUGCGGUGCGAGAAAGAAGUUCUCACAUACGGCCAGCAGUCCCUCAAGGUUGUACACAACUACGGGCAUGGUGCUUAUGGUGUGACGCUAGCACCCGGCUGUGCACGUCAUGCAGUGCGUCUGGGCCAGCAAAUGCUUCAGGGCAAUAUCAACAACCUCCCCAGCAGCAAUCUUUGAUUCAUGCUCCGUCUUUAGUCUCCCUUCAAGAGUUCGAAAGGAUGAUUUAGAGCCUUUUUCUUGAAAAAAAAGUCUUACUCUACGUUAUCAUUCCUUGUUUUGAAUCUGGGCUGUGAGAAUUGCGUACCUGAUGUUGAAUUCCCGUUGUGAAGGUUAUUCGGUGCAUGAGGGAAUGGGUGUGGGCCUCACCCCUCUGCCGGUGUGAAUGUUCAUAACCAUUGAACCAAUCUCUAUAUGAGUGUCAUACACUGGAUUCGUUCAAUCCUAAUCUAACUUGGUUCAUAAUUAGCAUUUAUGGAAAAUGAGAUUAACAUUGUUAAACAUAUUCCCAUACGUGUCCUUCGUGACAUCAGAUCAG